Molecule: messenger RNA, 585 nt
Organism: Frankliniella occidentalis (western flower thrips)
Lineage: Eukaryota; Metazoa; Arthropoda; Insecta; Thysanoptera; Thripidae
Gene: mRpS23
Product: probable 28S ribosomal protein S23, mitochondrial
Exons: 3
Coding region: 21-479 (152 amino acids)
Biological process (GO): translation
Cellular component (GO): ribosome; mitochondrion
Molecular function (GO): structural constituent of ribosome
Source: RefSeq, a predicted model, not a curated record
UUACUAAUUUUGUCUUCAAUAUGUCUAUAUCAAAGAAUAAUGCAUUGAUUAGAUUAGUGAAAAAGAACAUAGCUGGUGGGUUUGAAAGAAAAGAUUCAUUACCCACACCAGGAACUAGAUUUGAAAAAUUGGGAACUAUUUUUUCAAGAGUUACUGGUCUUAUUAGAAGUGGAGUUAUGGUACAAGAUGAUAUACCAAUAUGGUAUUUGGUAUACAAAAGAUUUCCUCCGAAGUACGAGCCCCAUUACAGCAGACCUCCUUUAGACAUUCAAGUAAAGGAUAUCUAUUAUCCUGAGGACAAGUUGCGUGCAUCAAUGAAGAGGUGGGAAACUUUAGAUUUAAAAAGCACGUCUCCUAAUGCUAGUCAAAAGCUUGUGGCCUCAUUCAAAGAGAAGAGAUCUUCCACUUCAAAUGAUGCUGCUCUAAUUGCAGAACUCCUUGCUGUCAAAAAUGAAGGAAAUGUUAAUCGAAAUGGUUAAUGUGCCGUACACUGGAAAAUAAUAACAAAAAAGUAGCUUCUUAUGAUUUAUUUUGUUAGCUUUGUAAAUUGAACUUAAAUAUUAAAACACAUUUUCUUUACCAUAA